Molecule: messenger RNA, 2717 nt
Organism: Dryobates pubescens (Downy woodpecker)
Lineage: Eukaryota; Metazoa; Chordata; Aves; Piciformes; Picidae
Gene: ARSI
Product: arylsulfatase family member I
Exons: 2
Coding region: 626-2347 (573 amino acids)
Source: RefSeq, a predicted model, not a curated record
GCUCCCCAUAAACCUGGCGGCUUAGCCCACGUCCCGGGCAGAUGUUGGGACCGCUCUGCCUUGGGUGGGAAGAGAAGAGGAACGGCUCCUCUCCAGAGAGCGGGGACGAGGGAUCAGCACCCCUGGGCUUGAACUUUAGCACCCUCUUCUGCAGGAGUUUAAGGAAAAGAUCGUCGUGUCCCGAGCGAGCUGCUGGGAUAGCCGGGCAGGCUGAGGGCUGGCGGGGAGGAGAAGGCAGCUGCUCUCUCCAGCGAGGGUUUUUGAUGGGAUUCUGCAUGCAGAAAGAACAUCGAGGACACGCCGAGAAGCCAGGGAGUGUUUGCAGCGCUGGGGAGGCUUUCCGGGGCUGCCGUCGACUCGCCCUGCCCUGCAGAUGGGUUUGAUUGGAGCGGCGCGGGGCUUAUUUUCUUUUGACUGAAGACAACCCGGCCCCGGCGGAUCGAGUUCUUUGUGUGCUCGAGUGGUGCCUUCAUGGCAGCUGCCCCCGCAAAUCCGGCCUCAGGGAUUUCGGGGACCAUCCCCUAGGCUGAGAGACUCUCUCGGAGGAGGGAGAGACCUGUUUGGGUGCCUGUGAGGUGAUGCCGGGGCGGUAGCUCUCCCUGCAGGCAGCACGGCGUGCUCCGGGAUGGCUGUCUAUGCCCUCACAGGCUUCUCGCUGGUCAGCCUGCUCAGCUUUGGUUACUUAUCCUGGGACUGGAUGAAGCCCAGUUUGGUGGCUGAUGUGGCCACAGACCCCAUGGAGAAAUCGCUGCCUCCCACCUUCUCCAGGCCCCCCCACAUCAUCUUCAUUCUGACCGAUGACCAGGGCUACCACGACGUUGGGUAUCACGGCUCUGAUAUCCAGACGCCAACGCUGGACAGGCUGGCAGCUGAGGGUGUCAAGCUGGAGAACUACUACAUCCAGCCCAUCUGCACCCCCUCCCGCAGCCAGCUGAUCACUGGCAGGUACCAGAUCCACACGGGGCUGCAGCACUCCAUCAUCCGUCCUCGGCAGCCCAACUGCCUGCCCCUCGACCAGGUCACCUUGCCCCAGAAGCUGCAGGAGGCCGGCUACUCCACACACAUGGUGGGCAAGUGGCACCUCGGCUUCUACAAGAAGGAAUGCCUGCCCACCCGCCGGGGCUUUGACACCUUCCUGGGCUCCCUGACGGGCAACGUGGACUACUACACCUACGACAACUGCGACGGGCCGGGCGUCUGCGGCUACGACCUGCACGAAGGGGAGGACGUGGCCUGGGACCAGAGCGGGAAGUACUCCACAGUCCUCUACGCCCAGCGAGUCAGCAAGAUCCUGGCGUCCCGCAGCCCGAAGGAGCCCAUCUUCAUCUACGUGGCCUUCCAAGCGGUCCACACCCCGCUGCAGUCGCCCAAGGAGUACCUCUACCGCUACCGCUCCAUGGGCAACGUCGCCCGCCGCAAGUACGCCGCCAUGGUGACCUGCAUGGACGAGGCGGUGAAGAACAUCACCUGGGCCCUCAAGAAGUACGGCUACUACGACAACAGCGUCAUCGUGUUCUCCACCGACAACGGCGGCCAGACCUUCUCCGGGGGCAGCAACUGGCCGCUGCGGGGCCGCAAGGGCACGUACUGGGAAGGGGGAGUCCGUGGCAUCGGUUUCGUUCACAGUCCCCUGAUCAAGCGCAAGCGCAGGACCAGCUGGGCGCUGGUCCACAUCACGGACUGGUACCCGACUCUCGUCAGCCUGGCCAGGGGCAACCUGAGCAACGUGCCUGGCUUGGAUGGUUACAACGUCUGGCCUGCCAUCAGCGAGGGCAAGGAGUCGCCACGGACAGAAAUCCUGCACAACAUCGACCCCCUGUACAACCACGCCAAGUACGGCUCCUUGGAGGAUGGCUUCGGCAUCUGGAACACGGCCGUGCAAGCCUCCAUCAGGGUUGGGGAGUGGAAGCUCCUCACUGGUGACCCCGGGUACAGCGACUGGAUCCCUCCACAGACCCUGACCAACUUCCCAGGGAGCUGGUGGAACCUGGAGCGUCUCACCGACGGCCUGAAGAAGUCCGUGUGGCUCUUCAACAUCACCGCCGACCCCUACGAGCGCUACGACCUCUCGGACCAGCGCCCAGAUGUGGUCAAAAGCCUCCUGCUGAGGUUGGUGCACUACAACCGGACGGCCAUCCCUGUCAGGUACCCUGCAGAGAACCCCCGGGCUCACCCGGACUUCAACGGUGGUGCCUGGGGGCCUUGGGCCAGCGAGGACGAUGCGGAGGAGUGGGAAGGCAUUGGGGAACCCCUGAAGAGCAGGAACAAGAAGAAGAAGUGCAAGAUCUGCAAGCUGCGCUCCUUCUUCCGCAAGCUGAACACCAGGCUCAUGUCCAACCGCAUCUGAUGGGACUCUCCCAGCACUGACCCAGCUUGAGAAGGGUGGGGCUCCAGACAGCGGUGCCCUGGGGUGGGGCCAAGGGAGAGGGGCAGAGGGGGAGGUGGCCAGCAACCUCUUGCAUUCACUUGCCCCAGGGUUCACCCUAAAACACCUCCCCUCUCUGGCUGGACGGCUGGACACAGGGAGGUGGUGUCAACAGGUGAGGAAGGAGGAUGCAGGCUCAGCUGUGUGGCUCGGCAGUGGUGUAGAAGUCUGCUGGGCUGGGCUGACCUGCCCACAGCUCCUGCCAAAGAGAGGGACACUUUCCUCAAGGACUCUGCAGGCAAUCACAAGCUUUAAGCGUUGGCCGUGAAGUGGCUGGAGGAAGCGCAGGACC